AUGGCAAGCUUAUUGUGGAGAGUGGAUCAAUCAACAGGCAAUGCGCGGCUCAGUGGUGUCAUUUUGGAGAUAACGACGUACGAUUGUGGGUAUUUCUGCGUGUAA
Molecule: messenger RNA, 105 nt
Organism: Sclerotinia sclerotiorum 1980 UF-70
Lineage: Eukaryota; Fungi; Ascomycota; Leotiomycetes; Helotiales; Sclerotiniaceae
Exons: 1
Coding region: 1-105 (34 amino acids)
Source: RefSeq, a predicted model, not a curated record